AUGGCGUCUAUGGGGUCUCUUCCUUUUGUAAUCGACACUGCAAUGGAGAGUUCCGUUCUUCACUGUGCAGAUUAUAGUCGACCAAACUUUCCUUUAUUCGCGUAUAGGCCGAUAAAGUUUCUUGAUUCUGGCGUUUUGACUGAUUCGGCAUUUGGGUGUUUCAAAGUUGUGGGUGAGGAUAUUGGUAGGUCGUCUUCAAUUUCAUGGAGAACUAAACGUCUGAGAGCAAAAGGAAAGGGCUCUGGAGAAGUUGAAGAUGGUGAUAAAUCGGAGGAUACAUUUCAGGCCACAAUAGAGAAGAGCAAGAAGGUUCUAGCCAUUCAAAAUGACCUACUUCAGCAAAUUGCAGAAAGAAGGAAACUAGUUUCAACUAUUAAGAAUAGUAUAGUAGACCCACAAGGCGAAUUUUCCAACGAAGAGGAGGACAUCACUUUUUCAAGUCUGAAUAUUGCUUCAACCCAUGAUAAUGCCACUGAUGAAGAUGAUAGUAAUGAAAAUCUAUCUACCACAAAGGAGCCUGAGGACCUACCUCCUAAAAAGGCUUAUUUAAGUGCAAAUUCCCCAAACAUAUUGGAAAAAAUUCCUUCUGAUGAAGGUGCAAAGGAAACUGAGGACUUACCCAUUCAAAAGAGUUCCUUAGAUGUAAAUUCCCGCAAACAGUUAACAGACACUGCUUCAGAGGCAGUUAGGGCUGCUGAGCUGCCAUCCUUUCUUCCAAGUUUCUCUGCAACAUCCAUUAUAAAAGAUGAACAAAAAGAAGAUUUUAAAGAAUCGAGUUUACAAGAGGUGACUGGUGAGGCAAAUGAUCCUGCCGAUGACGAUGUGAAAUCCCCUCCUUUGGCCGGGCCCAAUGUUAUGAAUGUUAUAUUGGUUGCUGCAGAAUGUGCUCCUUGGUCUAAAACAGGUGGGCUUGGAGAUGUUGCUGGGGCUUUACCAAGGGCUUUGGCUCGGCGUGGUCAUAGGGUUAUGGUUGUGGCACCACGUUAUGGUAAUUAUGCUGAACCUCAAGAUACUGGAGUUAGGAAAAGGUAUAGGGUUGCUGGGCAGGAUAUGGAGGUGGUUUACUACCAAGCCUAUAUUGAUGGUGUAAAUUUUGUUUUUGUGGAAAGUCCUGAGUUUCGGCAUUGA
This is a messenger RNA of Ilex paraguariensis (yerba mate), 1128 nucleotides long. NCBI's taxonomy places the organism in Eukaryota, Viridiplantae, Streptophyta, Magnoliopsida, Aquifoliales, Aquifoliaceae. The record is from the annotation of a GenBank genome assembly.